AUGGCAGAUAGGCGUAAAGCGCAAAAUUUUGGUGCCCUGCCCCAUUAUCUGACCAAUGAGAUUUGGGAUGCGUUGAGUGCAGGCAGCAAAGAGCAGAACUGCAACCUUCUCCUGGAGCACUGUUGGAGUCUUGGAUUGAGAUGCCCCAGCGAGGGCACUUUCUCCACCGUAUACAACAUACUAGAGGCCACAGGCCGAGACACCGGCAGAAGCCGCGGUGCUUUCGAACGCUAUGAGGCUCUGUCUCAGCUCAAGAAAGCCUGGAAAAAGUACAAAGCGGUCCGAAAGGCUGAUGAUCACCAAUACGGAGAGUACCUCUUGGCGCUGCCGCAAGACCCAAGGGACCUUCCAGCCGAAUGGUAUCUUCAAUCCUUUGCUCAUGACCUGCCAGUGCCAAGUUUGGAUAUGAACAACUUUUUGAUGUCUGUUGGCUGCACGCGUCUUCGUUGGCGUGAUCCUGUACCGGAGAAAGCCGAGGCAGCUUCCAGCAAGCAGCCGGAGAAAGCCACUGAGGUACAGUUGAUGGAGAUGGCAUUUCGUAUGGGCGAAAGGGCGGGAUCACAGUCGACCGCUUCUGCUUCGUUGGCACCUUUGCCAGCGCCACAUCCAAGACCUAAAUUUCCGUUGCUUGCACUGGAAGACGCUCCAAGGCAGCCAGGAGACCAGGAUGCUGGAAACAUCACGGCCCCUGCUGCCACAGCUGUGGAAGCGGAGGUGGCUGAUACCCAUGCGGAUGACCUGAUGGAAGCUCUUGAGAUGGAACAUGAGGAUUUCCCCGAAGGAGAUUUGCCGGAGACUGCUGAGCAGGAGGAUGAAGAGGACGCCUUGCACAAGAAGACGCCUGAAGAAGUCUCAUUGCAGAAUGGGAUGAGCAAGCUCCAGGAUGCCAUGCAGAAACGUAAACUGGCCAAGGCCGCCAUGAAAAGACCAGCUGCUGCAGCAGCGCUGCAGGCAAAGCCGAAGCUGAAAGCAAUGAAGGUGGUGAAAAAGCCAAAGGUGAUGAAGUCCCACGUCAAGCGAGCACCUCCGGUGAAGGCGAAACCAAGUCCCAAGGAAAAAAAGAUGCCCAAGGCGAAAGCCUGUCCCAAAGCCAAGGUGGCACCCAAGGGGAAGGCAGCGCCCCGCAAGCUUAAAAUGUUGCAGCAUGUGAAGAUCCUGACACAGGAGCAGAAGAUCAGCAAAGCUCGUCAGGAGAUGCGCCAUCGUUGCAUGGACAAUGUGAUGUACAUGGGCAACGGUUAUGUCAGCCACUUGUACAGCUACAUUCAACACGAGAAUGUCGACAUGAUGUACUUGGCCACUGAUGGUCACGCUAUGAUGGUGAAACCUACUGCCAACUAUGGUGGCCGUGGUGGGCUGAAGAUUUUUGAGUUCCAGUGGCAGAGGAGCGAGCCAAAGAAUGUGAGUGUGGUGCAGCCGCUGACGGGUGAAGUCAUUACUUCUGUGCCAGGACGAUGGGGUCCUCGAUCUACGUUUUGGGAGGCUAUGUCAUGCCUUCAGCGGUGA
Messenger RNA from Cladocopium goreaui, 1506 nucleotides. Lineage: Eukaryota; Dinophyceae; Suessiales; Symbiodiniaceae. The record is from the annotation of a GenBank genome assembly.